Molecule: messenger RNA, 1264 nt
Organism: [Torrubiella] hemipterigena
Lineage: Eukaryota; Fungi; Ascomycota; Sordariomycetes; Hypocreales; Clavicipitaceae
Source: the annotation of a GenBank genome assembly
CUGCAAACCACCAACUCGUCCGACACGGCGGCUACGUGGUACACCUGAGCGCCGCAUCGUUUUUGCUAGUGAUUGCUUUUCUACGAACCGAUUCCGACUAAAUCGACGAUUCACGGCAUCCGUACCCGCCCGUUCCGGUGCAAUUGACGUCAUUCGCCAUCCUGAAAUAGGGAGCGCAUCACCAGAUUCGUCUGUGCCACACAACUCUUUAACACGACACGACGAAUUCUCCCCAAAAAUGACAUUUACAAACGCACCCGUGUCUAGACUGGUAGUCCUUGGCCUUGUAUCGGCCUCCAUCGGCGCUAGUCUGCUGGACAUUAAACACUACUUUUACAUCCUCAUCGACACCCAUCUCUUUCGAUACGGCCAGUUCUGGAGGCUGCUGGCCUACCAGCUAUGUUAUACCAAUUCGGCAGAGGUCCUCUUUGCGGCCAUUGGCUUCUAUAAUAUGCGAUCUGUAGAACGGCUCUGGGGCUCGAGAAAAUAUGCGUCCUUUUUAGUAACAUCGGCGUUAUUCACGGCCAUUAUCCCGCCGAUUAUUCAAACUAUCCUACGUCCAUUCGCACCAUCUAUUCUUAAUUAUAUCCCGGCCGGCCCGACGCCCAUCUUGUUUGCGGUGCUGGCACAGUACCACGCCAUGGUACCGCACAUGUACAAGUACCGUAUUGCGACAUCCCAGGCGCCACCGUCCAGCGAGCCAUUCUCUGGGUUAACGUUGUCUGACAAGUCCUACCAGUAUGCCAUGGCGGGCCAUUUGGCACUAUUGCAGUGGCCGGGGUCGCUGAUUGGCGCCGUGGUUGGCUGGCUGACUGGAGUAGCGUACCGGAACGGCGUGAUGCCCUUGGCUAUUAUCAACUGGCGCGUGCCGGGUUGGAUGGUUGGGAUCCGGGCGCAACGGCGAAGCGCCGAAUUUGAAGGGCUGCGACGCCGUUUGGAGGAUGACGGAACGGCAACAUCGACGGGUGUCGCGGGGGCAGACGCGCAAGGCGAUCGGCGGCGGACGAUGGGCCAGCAGAUUGUAGACCAGUUUAGAGAAGCGUUGUAAUAGAGGCGUUGCGUAUAAAUAGAUUUAAUUGACAGCGGCUGCUUGCUUGUCUACUGCUACUGCAUUAUACUGGGGAAGAUAUAUGCACAGGUUUGGCCAGUUACGGUGGCACUGAUACAGAUAUUGGCGGUUGCCUUGUUGGCCAAAUUGUAAUGGUAUCUAUGGAAUGUUUCUGUUUUUCUUUCUAUUAUCGUGUCAUUUUAUUUUAUAAUUGGG